AAAGAUGUGUAUCUCGAGUAUUCUUUAAAAAGUGUUUUGGUGAGAUUAUUAGGUGAUGUGGCUUAAUUUCAUUGGUUCUGUUUUUUGGAAAAUGAAUUAAAAUUUCAUUCCUCCGGCAAAAUCGAUCUCUCUCCUCCUGCGAUCAAAUUUCUUUUUCCUUGAUUUUCUCGGCGGCGUGAGCAAAUGGGACGGGGUCAAGAACAAACAAGCCCAGAAGAAUCUCAGAUCCAUGAUUUUAGGCGAUCUCUGCUUCUUCUACCACUCCGGUACGAAAUCGAGGUGCGUCGUGGGUGUGGUGGAGGUGGCUCGCGAAUGGUACGAAGAUGACGAUGACGAAGGAGAAAGAGAAGGAGCGACGUCAAAGCUGUCGGAAUCGAGUCAGAUGCAGACCAAAAGGGUUUGCUUAUGUCAAAUUCUCUUCCAAAGAAGAAGCCGACGAAGCUUUAUUACAACUUAACGGACAGAGGCCACGCAACAGAACUCUGACCUCUGUUCAUGAAGCAAUGCUUGAGGAUGUCGCUUACCCUGCUGAGAUUGUUGGAAAACGUACUCGUUACCGUCUUGAUGGUUCCAAGACAUGAAGAUCUAUUUGGAGGCCAAGGAAAGGAACAACACAGAGUACAAGCUCGAGACUAUGAUGGGUGUGUACCGGAAACUUAUCGGAAAGGAUGUCACUUUCGAGUACCCUGUUGAAGCUUGAAGAUGUUGAUGACGCUGAAGAAUCUCAUCAGGAUAGAGCUUUUGAUUCUGUUUUGUGGUGUCUAGGAUGAAGUACACUCUGUUUUUUUUUUUUUUUUUUGAACAACCAAGUACACUCUGUUUUGAUUCAGUUAUUCAUAAUCUUCAUAUUACAAAAGACUUA
Messenger RNA from Raphanus sativus (radish), 862 nucleotides. RefSeq lists its product as uncharacterized. Gene Ontology annotation, molecular function: structural constituent of ribosome; RNA binding. The transcript has 4 exons. Lineage: Eukaryota; Viridiplantae; Streptophyta; Magnoliopsida; Brassicales; Brassicaceae. The record is from RefSeq and is a predicted model, not a curated record. The coding region runs from base 324 to 581 and encodes 85 amino acids. Gene Ontology annotation, cellular component: ribosome; small-subunit processome; cytosolic small ribosomal subunit. Gene Ontology annotation, biological process: translation; rRNA processing; ribosomal small subunit biogenesis.